UUGUGGGUGUAUAUGGGCAACUGGAUAACCUGCUGCGUCCGUGCGCGGGACCAAGUUGCAGGAAUUCCUAACGCUGGAACCUUGACGUUUCCCACCUCCACUGAAUUUGCAUACUAUUCAGGAGGCACAGAUUGCAGUCACCCUUUACCUGUUCCAACAGUCUCAAACCAGAAUUCUAGUAGGAAAAAGAGAACAGGGAUUGUACCAAGUCCAAGGUCUGAGAGUGAAAUAUUAUCGUCUCCUUAUCUAAGAGCUCUUUUGCUCUCUGAACUUGCAAAAGCUACCACCAAUUUCCAUUCUGAUUGCCUUCUUGGUGAAGGAGGAUUUGGUUAUGUUUAUAAGGGAUGGCUAUGCAACGACACUCUUACUGCUGCAACACCUGGAUCAGGACUUGGAGUUGCAGUAAAAAAACUCAAGCCGAGAGGUUUGCAGGGUCAUAAGGAGUGGCUGUCAGAAGUGAAUUAUCUUGGACAACUUCGUCAUCCAAAUUUGGUCAAGCUCAUUGGAUUCUGCUUGGAAGGUGAAAACCGGCUUUUAGUAUAUGAAUUUAUGCCAAGAGGGAGCUUGGAGAACCAUUUGUUUCCAAAGAGUGCACCAGUUCUUCCCUGGGCAACAAGGAUUAAAGUUGCUAUAGCUGCUGCUCGAGGUCUUUUGUUUUUGCAUGAUGUGGAACCACAAGUUAUAUAUCGUGACUUUAAAGCUUCUAACAUCCUUUUAGACUCGGAAUUUAAUGCAAAACUUUCAGAUUUUGGCUUGGCAAAAUCUGGCCCAACUGGUGAUCAUUCUCAUGUGUCUACUCAAGUUAUGGGUACUCAAGGAUAUACUGCUCCUGAAUAUCUUGCUACAGGUAAACUAACUGCCAAAUGUGAUGUUUAUAGCUUUGGGGUCGUUUUACUUGAGCUUCUUACUGGUCGUCAUGUAAUGGACAAAAGGAAGGCUGGUGCAGAGCAAAAUCUGAUAGAGUGGGCAACGCCUUACUUGCAUGACAAGAAAAAGUUGUUCAGGAUUAUCGACACCAAGUUAGAAGGGCAAUAUCCUCGAAAAGCAGCUACAAUAGCAGCCACUCUAGCAUUGCAUUGUGUACAUCCUGAAUCAAGGGGAAGACCAGAUAUGUCAUUUGUGCUGAGUGCUUUAGAACAGCUUCCUUCAAAAUAUAUGUCUGGUCGUCCAUUGGGGGAUCGAAAAAAGAUGUCCAAGUCUCGACACAAAUCUGAAUCUGCAUUUCCAGGCAGUGUUAGGACAAAACACGCCUCUCGUAUUUCAGAAGGUACAAAAUCCCCACGAGAACGAUGA
Molecule: messenger RNA, 1293 nt
Organism: Solanum verrucosum
Lineage: Eukaryota; Viridiplantae; Streptophyta; Magnoliopsida; Solanales; Solanaceae
Product: probable serine/threonine-protein kinase PBL18
Exons: 6
Coding region: 13-1293 (426 amino acids)
Biological process (GO): protein phosphorylation
Molecular function (GO): protein kinase activity; ATP binding
Source: RefSeq, a predicted model, not a curated record